UAGCCAGGGGAUGUAUAAAAGGCUUCAGGGAGACUCACUGGGCUGCAGAGAGCACUUUGCACCACAGAUAGCACCGAAGCAAAGCCAGAGGGAGUGAGGAGAGGACAGGAGUCAGUCGCUCCAGGGGAAGGGAGUGAGACAGGCUGGAGAGGAGGAGAACAGAAAGUGUGUGUAAAACGGAGUAAAGGAGAAGGAAAAAAAAAAAAACUACCCUUAAGCACAUUUUAAAAACUGGCAAUUCAAGAAAGAAACAGGCUACGUAUCUGAACAUAGAGACAAUGAAAAGCUAAAGAAAAUUUUGCAGUCUCUGCCACAGUCUCAUAGGUGCUUGGAAAUGAAAGUGGAACUGCCUGUCUUUAACCGACUCUGAGAGGGGUUACUGGAUUAGGGACGAGUACGCCAGGUUUUUUUUUUUUUUUUCUUUUUUUUUAACAUCUUAAAUCCUGAAAAAAAAAAAAAAAAAGCAGCAGCUCCGAAUUGAAUGAAUUGAUGGGCACACUCCAACUGCUGGGCUGGACAGACUGGACUUGGUCUUGCCAUUUCUGCUUCUUUGAAAGAGGAGAGAGCCUGGGCUUCCUUUUAAUUUGGUUUUUUUUUCCUUCUCCCCCACCCCCAACCUUCCCCUUUACCUCCCCCACCCCCUCUAUGACCACCCCCUUUUAAAUAAGAGGGUGAAGGGGAACCACGGUGCACACGGGAACUGACUCAGGAGGCAGAGAAGAUGGGCAUCCUCAGCGUAGACUUGCUGAUCACACUGCAGAUUCUGCCAGUUUUUUUCUCCAACUGCCUCUUCCUGGCGCUCUAUGACUCGGUCAUUCUCCUCAAGCACGUGGUGCUGCUCUUGAGCCGCUCCAAGUCCACUCGCGGGGAGUGGAGGCGCAUGCUGACCUCAGAGGGAAUGCGCUGCAUCUGGAAGAGCUUCCUCCUCGAUGCCUACAAACAGGUGAAAUUGGGUGAAAAUGCUCCCAAUUCCAGUGUGGUGCGACUCUCCAGUCCUGAAGGAGGUGACAACAGUGAAAAUGGUGCCCAGGAGAAGACAAUUGUUGGAACCGAGUGCCACCUUCUUGACUUUGCCAGCCCUGAACGUCCACUCGUGGUCAACUUCGGCUCAGCCACUUGACCUCCUUUUACUAACCAGCUGCCAGCCUUCAGCAAACUGGUAGAGGAGUUCUCAUCUGUAGCUGACUUCCUGUUGGUCUACAUUGAUGAGGCUCAUCCUUCAGAUGGUUGGGCGGUGCCCGGGGAUUCUUCUUUGUCUUUCGAGGUGAAGAAGCAUCGGAACCAGGAAGACCGAUGUGCCGCAGCCCACCAGCUCCUGGAGCGUUUCUCCUUGCCGCCCCAGUGCCGAGUUGUGGCUGACCGCAUGGACAAUAAUGCCAAUGUAGCUUAUGGGGUAGCCUUCGAACGUGUGUGUAUUGUGCAGAGACAGAAAAUUGCUUACCUGGGAGGAAAGGGUCCCUUCUACUACAACCUUCAAGAAGUCCGGUGUUGGCUGGAAAAGAAUUUCAACAAGAGAUGAAUUCUAGAUUAACUGGUUAAAGAUAUGAUUGUAAUAGAGCUUUUCAAAAAAAGAAAUAUAUAUAUGUAAAGGAAAAGAAACUAAGAACUGAAUCCACUAUUUCAACUGAAUCUCAUUGCCUCGCUGAAAGACGAAGUUACAUGUGAGAAGAAUGUAAACCUCUAAUAUCUCAAUACUUCUUUCACCACUCAAAUGGCAUUUGGCUAAAGAGUAGUCCCAUCAAUUUUCUUUUAAAAAAAGAAACUUAAAAAAAAUUCUGAUUGAAAAUAUCCCAAGAUGGAGAGGAAGAAAUCCUGUUUGCUGCAGCUGAUGCUUUGGGACCUGAAGGAAAGACUCACCUGACUAACUACCAUGUCAGGCAAACUACUGUUCUUAUCAGUAUAAGGGGUAUUGCCUAGGCUUUAUUCAGCAUGGAUAGAGCUCAACAAAAAAAAUUCUUAAAUGUUUACUUAUAAGGAGGCCUUGAAGCCAGGCCAUGUGUUUAGGACCUUGGCAUUUAACAUGUUAGUUUCUGAUAUUCUAGUUUCUAGCUGUGUUGUGCUCAAUGUCAGUCUGGACAUCCCAGAACUCACAGGUGUAUUUGUAAAUAUUAAGAAUGAUUCCUAGCUGGAGGGUAAGCAUGAUCACCUGAAAUCUGAGGGUUACUUUUGAGACAGGUGAAGAAAGCGCUAAAAGAAAAUCAAGUUAACUAGCUAGAAAAAAGGAGGCAGAAGGAUUAGAAGGCUUCAUAGAGUUUCACCUUGAGAAUGGCACCAAUUUCCUACCCACAGAAAUAUACACAAGACCAGAAAAAGAAGAAGUUCAACUAAAAGCAGCAUAGAGAAUAUACAUAGGAAAUCAAUGUAUUUAUCAUAUACUCCUAGAUUUAGGGAGAAAGGGGGAUGAAAAGGAAAAAAUACACUCUAAUAUUUGUAUUUCUGAGGGUUUUUUUGAGAAGUAAUUACUUUUUGAAACCUGUUUGUGGUGUGUAUAUUACUAGUGAGUGAAUUAUACUCCAUAAUACUGACUGAAAGUAAAACCAGUGGGUCCAGUAGUGCUGAUCUGUCCCUUUCCAUCUCUACAAUUUUGAUGUGGCCCUACUCAUUCUUGAUCUGAGUCUCUACAGAAGUGUUUUCUGAAUGCUGAGCUCUUCAGUUCGAGAUAUGUAUCCAUUUCACUCUCAGAUAUUGUGGGAGGUGCAUGCCCUAAACUUUCAGCUGCAGCACUGUUUGCCUUUCAAAGUAGGUGAACUAUAAUGAAUGAUUGGUAUAGACAACCAUGGUCUCUUCAGUUGCAAAGUGAAAGGGAGAGAAAGUUAGUUUUAGAUAAUUCCCAUCAGUAAUUGUGGAGAAUCUGAUACAAGACAGUCUUCACAAGCAUGGAAUUUUGUAAAAUGAAAUUCCCAUUGACAUUUGAAUUUGGACUUGGCUCUUCCUUUGUUUCUAUUAGCUGAGGUCUAUAAUCUAAGGCCUCUAUAGUACAUUAAUAUAAAGUUAUUUUAAUAUAUAGAUACCAUAUUUCUCUUUAAAAUGAAGACACGAUAGCUUUACCUAUAAGUAACAUAGUAAUAUCUAAAUAUCAUAACUUCCAAAAGAUUUUGUAUCAUGUUAUGAUACAAAAUAUGAUAAAUUUUGUAUCACAAAAUUUUAUUAUAAAUUUAAGGAUGCUGUCAAAUAACAGUAUAUGAUUAUAUUUAUAUGUACAGUCAAAGGUUCUUAUGACCAUUCCAUCAAUAAUUGAACCAUAAAGUAGAAAAAAUGAAAACGAUAUCUUAAGUUGAAGAUAUCUUUCUAAACUAGUUGCCUGGAAUGAAAAAAAAUGUGGGAACUGAGUGUGCAAAAACCAGAAGUCUAUUUUUUUUUAAUUUGGAGCAACAUAGUAAUCAUAUUAUUGAUUAGUCACAUUAUUGUUUAGAUAGUAAAGAACCAUUUUAACUGACUUUUUUAUUUCAGCAGCACUUAAACCUCUCAAUAUUUUAAAUUCAACAAACACGCCCACAAAGAAGCAAAGCAGAUUUUGAAACUGUGACGCUAUCCAACAAAUUCCUGGAAAAUCACUUUGAGAACAGAUUAGGUCAAAGUUAAACAGUUAAGCUCUAUAAAACAAGGCUUAUCAGUGGGCCCCACUGAUUUUUGUCUUUGAAAUGGUGUCGAGAUUUACGUGGUACAUAAAAGAACAGGUGGUUGCAGCACACCCGCACUGUUGUCCGUAAACUUCCCCUUUGUUCUACAUGUACAGCAAUGGAACAGGAUGUCGGAGAAGCUGGUGGGGGGAUGCAGUUUGGCGAAGGUAGGCAGUGCUAGUUGUCUGGGGAAAAGGAUGAUGAAAGGUCACCCAGUUGUGAUACAUUUUUAAAGAAAGAGAAAGUGUGUGUGCAAUUCCUCUCCCUGAGGAUAAUCCAAUGGAGAAAUGAAGCAGUGGAAGUAGACAUACAAAGGCAUAGGCUGAAUAUCAGGGAAAAAGAUAUGUUCCAUAGAACAUAGAAGAGUCACUGGAAGAAAGACUGCUGGGGGCCAAUGAAGAAAGUAAAUUGACAAAGCUCAGGAAUUCUAUAAUAUAUAGAAUGGCUCAGUGUUAUCAAAAUUAUGAUAAGCCUGUAAUUAUGUAACCUAUUUAUCUCAACAUGAAAUUUUAUGAUUUCCUGUGAUGUAUCUUUUAUGAACUUAACAAAAACUCAUUAUUUGAGAUAGAGGGGAAUCGAUGCUUAGUUGAUAUGCUCAGAGAAAUUACUAGAUUGUCAAUACCCACCCCCUUGUCCUUUUAUAAAGUAUGUUCCUUUGAAGAAUUGUAGUUCUAUUCUCACAAGGUAAAAAUUUUAUAUAUGCAUAUUUAUAAUUUUAUAUAUAUAACUUUGAGAUGUCUUUCUCAGUACCUAAGCAUCUUUACCCUCUCUGUUUACAUGGAGCUAUCAGUUUAGCUUUUUAAACUGAAUUAGCUCACCUGUUAUUUAAAUAGUUUCCAAGCAAUUUUAGAUAUCAUCAGAGCAUCUAGAUUCUCUCAAACAUGUAGUCUUUGAAAGACUUCUGUCUUGGAACUAUUAAAAACUUACCUUAUUUUAUUUUAUUUGAAAAUAGUAGUGGAAUCAACAAUGACUCUCUUAAAUGGGCAUGAGUGAAAGAAAUGCCUACAGAGUAAUGUAGACGUAUUUGAUACAGACAUUAAAAUAUAACUGACCUCUUUAGAAGCAGAUUGGAACCUCUUUGUUCUUGCUUUGUAUAGCUAAAGUGACAGUCAUUUAACUUAUCUGACUUUUUAUAUUUAUAUGUUGGAUCUCCAGUCCUGUGUCUUCACCUUGUUUAUAGAAUGUACCCCUGAUUAUUGGUAAUAUCAACUUCUAAAUGGCAUAUUGAUUUAGUUAAAUUCUGCCUUUAACCAGAAAAUACCUAUUCUAUGAUCAAGGAGAAAAGACUGCUGCCUUUCAUUUUGCCCGAAUGUAUUUAACUAGUUGGGCUCUUGAAUGAACAUUAGGAAAUAUAGUGAGGUCAUGUGUGGGUACUGCCUGGCCGCAUAAACACUAGAGGGGCAGGUGAAAGACAAUAUCUAGGCCUUUGGGAUAAUUCCCAGCUGGAUACAGGGUAGCUUCAGCGUGUCCUAUGGGCUAUGUCCCUAACAAGAGCAAUGCACUGAUGUACAGGACUUCCCAUUCUGUAAAUCCUAAAAUAUAAACCUGGACAUUUAUUCCACUUGACCUCUGACUGAUGGUUUGAAAAAUAAGCUCAGUUAGAAUCAUGUGGCCAUUGCAAAGGGAAAAAUGGAGACACCCGCUUCUGAAGGAUUCAUGAAAACCUUUACCUACAUUCGAAACUUUUCAGAACAUGCCCAGUAUCAUCUCUCUCAGUGGAGAUUAACAAUGAGCCUUUUAAUUCUAGGAGCUUUUUUUUUAAAAAAAAAUGAUAUUGCCAAAAAUCAGAGCUAAAGUGUUUUUCGUCAUAUUCAAAUCUCCUCCCUACUUCCUCCUAAAAAUAGAAGCUAAACCCAGUCUUCAUAUUGAAGCUCAGAAUGGGGCAUAAGUACCAACCUCUGCUUGGUGACCAGUACUCUCUUGGUGGUGUCCUGAAGUCCUUGAGGAAAGAAGGAGGCAGGGCAUGGGAGAGUCAGGAAGUUGCUGACUGGGAAGACCUGGGCUCUUCUUGCUUGGUCUACCAAUUUGGGAAGAUUCUAAAAGAAACCUCACACCCCUGGACGAGGGCUGAGUGUCACUGAGUGACUUUAGGAUGAGUCAAAUAUUAAGCCACUUCCUAAUGCCUUACUUACAUUCUGGAUAACACCAGAAGCAAAGCAUGAGACUUAAGAGACCCAGCUCUGUUCCACAGUGAGUCUGAACCAACAGAAAGCAAACAUGUACAGAUACCCAAACAAGACUGGUCAUGCAAGUUGGGGCUUGCUGCCUGUCUUGGGCAGCAGCACCAGAGCUCCAGGGAGGUUAUUUAAUAUUUACUGAGGAGACUUUGAAGACCCAGGAGAUGUUUAAUGAAAUCAUUAUUUUGGCUCCAAACUCCCCUCCCCCCACCACCCCAAAACGAACAGGUAAACACACAAAUGAAAGAAGCCCACAGAAGGGGUUGGGAAUAAAUAAAAUUCUCUCAAAACUUCUCCAUAUCACAUGUUUGGUGGGUGUGGUUUUUACCUGUGUUAGAAUUGAAGGACGUGGAAACACAAGUGUCUAGUAUUUUAUAACCAAAGCAAUGGGAAGAUAUUGGGAAGGGAAUGUUGGCCAGUGUUGUUUAGUUUUGCAUCACAUUAUCACCAGACUCCAUCACUAGCCCAAGCAAUCGGGCCCCCGAAGAGGGAGACUGAGAUGUGUGGAGGCCACCAGUGUGCGAAUGAUAACUACUGACGAAAGAGUCAUCGACUCAGUUAGUGGUUGGAUGUAGUCACAUUAGUUUGCCUCUGCCCAUCUUUGCCUUCCUAGCAAGGAGAAUAUUCGGGGCAUGAUGCUAUGAGUUCUGGGUAAAUGUGGUGAGGUGCAUGUGUGUAUCUCUGCUUCUUGGGUGCAGAAACAGAAAUGCUUUGGAGACUAUCAGUAGAAAGAGUGCUAUUAUAUUGGUGCUGAGUGGUAUGUGUGCUUUUACAAUUUGUUCUUGUAUUUUAAUAAAUUUUGAAUAAAAGAAUAAAGUUA
This is a messenger RNA of Phyllostomus discolor (pale spear-nosed bat), 6617 nucleotides long. It is a transcript of the gene DIO2, whose product is annotated as iodothyronine deiodinase 2. The transcript is spliced from 2 exons. Gene Ontology annotation, molecular function: thyroxine 5'-deiodinase activity. NCBI's taxonomy places the organism in Eukaryota, Metazoa, Chordata, Mammalia, Chiroptera, Phyllostomidae. The record is from RefSeq and is a predicted model, not a curated record.